This is a messenger RNA of Suillus fuscotomentosus, 870 nucleotides long. RefSeq names its product DUF572-domain-containing protein. Bases 1 to 870 code for a protein of 289 amino acids. The record is from RefSeq and is a predicted model, not a curated record. NCBI's taxonomy places the organism in Eukaryota, Fungi, Basidiomycota, Agaricomycetes, Boletales, Suillaceae. Gene Ontology annotation, cellular component: U2-type catalytic step 1 spliceosome. Gene Ontology annotation, biological process: mRNA splicing, via spliceosome. The transcript is spliced from 4 exons.
AUGUCUGAACGUAAAGUGUUGAACAAGUACUUCCCCCCGGACUUUGACCCGUCCUUGAUCCCUCGAAGGAGGGGUCCAAAGAACUCACAGCAGGUUGUUCGUCUUAUGGCUCCAUUCUCCAUGCGAUGUAAUACAUGCGGAGAAUACAUUUACAAGGGCAAGAAGUUCAACGCUCGCAAGGAAACAGUGGAUGGGGAGGAUUAUUAUGGAAUUAAGAUAUUUCGGUUUUACAUCAAGUGUACACUAUGUUCCGCCGAGAUUACCUUCAAGACUGAUCCCAAGAAUACCGAUUAUUCCGCAGAGCAUGGCGCAUCGAGAAACUUUGAACCAUGGCGAGAAGAGAAAGUUGUCGAAGAGGAGGACCGUCUUGCUCGGCUGGAGGAAGAGGAGAACAAUCCUAUGAAAGCGCUAGAGAACCGCACCGUCGACGCCAAACGGGAAAUGGAUAUCCUAGACGCCCUCCAGGACAUUCGGGCACGAAACGCUCGGAAUGAGCGUGUGGGGCAAGCGUCGGAUCUGGUUUCUCGGAUUACUGCGGAAGAAGAAACGGAAGAAGAAAGGGAGAGAAGAUUAGCAGAAGAAGAGGAUGAGAGGCAGGUGAGGGAAGUGUUUUCGAAGGUGUCGAUGCCCGCACUUCCGGGCGACUCUUCGGCGGCGGCGGCGGACAGUUCUGGAGAUUCACCUACGGAAGCUAUCCCGCCACAACUGGUCACUAUCAAGCGAAAGGCCGAUGAUGUCGAGCCCGAUUUACGCAGUCUCCUUCCAGAAUCGACGCGAGUAGUGCGAGAUGCCAAAUCUCUUGGUCCACCGCCAGCGAAGAAGCCGAAAUCAAAUUUAAAAAAUAAAUUAGGUAUCAAGAUUAAAAAAUGA